Messenger RNA from Echinostoma caproni, 834 nucleotides. Lineage: Eukaryota; Metazoa; Platyhelminthes; Trematoda; Plagiorchiida; Echinostomatidae. The record is from the annotation of a GenBank genome assembly.
CCCGACAAAUCUGUUCGACUUGAUUGUUCUACGGCAAAAAAUGAAAUUGCGACCUACCAACUGACGGGUUAUGUACGCCGUAUUCGCCUCUUUUGGCAACUGUCUGGCACCUAUUUGCUGCCCCCACAGUCCACCUCGGCAAGAUCAUCGAAAAAUUCUAAAUCCAAGUCAGAGGUCUUCAGAAAUACAAGUCUGGUAGUCGGCUCGUCUAACACUACGGCAAACGAAACACAAUGGCCGGAUGCUCCGACAACUCCCGUACCAACCUAUCAGCUGUUACAUCCAGAUUUCGGUAUUCAGAUUCGUCUUACAUCUCGGAUGUUGUUUCAAGGCAAUUUCUCGACCGAGCGAAAGCGAGCAUUGUGUGAAUUCUUUUCCGGAUUUUGGUGUCCGAGUUCCCAGCUGAAUUCGACAACUCGGCCAACAGAAAACGAGGAUCUGGAAGCUUGUGUUCAGGCCUCAAUGCGAUGUGAUAAGCUUCCAGACUGCAAUCCUUCGGUCCCAAUCGAUCGAGGACAUAUGCUGUCGGCGGACGAACUAAAUUGUGACCUCAGUCCUUUCAAUUAUUCUACAGAAAGACAGGAAAAACUAAGCCCCAACAACUGGAGGAAGAGCACUGCUGAGAAACGACAGUCAGAGUGUUUUGUUGAUCAUAAAGCAACAAGCAAAUAUAUGUGGUCAGUUGGGCGUACGCGAGCAGACUUGGUGACGCGCCAGUCAGAUCGUGACCUUGACACUCAGGUUGAUCGACCGGACGACAGCUAUUUGAUUCGCCUUGGUCAUCCAAUCAGGAGUCGAUUCGGCUUGGGCGUCACGAGCGUACAUGUGGUGUGA